AUGCCGAGAGAUAAGGUGAAACUGGAGUGGAUCGAAGACGAGGCCGAACGCCGGGCGGCCCUGAGAAAGCGGUGCGCGGGGCUGGUGAAGAAAGUCACCGAGCUGACGACGAUGUGCGGAGUUUCUGGGAUGUGCUUGAUCUACGGCCUAGGGGAAGAGCAACCGACGGUGUGGCCGUCGCACGACGAGGCAAAGCAGAUGCUGAUGAGAUCCUCGUCGUUGUCGUCGAAGACCAGCCGGAGCAAGAACAUGACCGACCAGAAAGGAUACCUGCGUAACGCCGUUCUCAAGGCGCAGGAGAACCAACGGAAGCAGCUCCAGAAGUUGCGGAACAUGGAGCUGACGUGGCUCAUGAAUGUGGUUGAUGGUGAGAAUGGGCUGGACAAGCUGGAGACAUCCCAGGUGAACAGCCUGGCUGGGCUGAUCCACGAGAAGAUUCAAGAGAUUCGGAAGCGGAUCGGGCCGGUUGGGUCUAACCCACCCGGUCGGGUCGAGGGGGAGAAUCAGGAGGAUAGGAAGCCGGAUCUGGAAAUUGACUACAUGGCAAUAAUGAAUCAGGAGGCUAAGCGACGUCGUACUGUGGGGCCGAGCGACGGUGAGGAGGGAAGCAGCGGGCCGGAGCUAGGGCUCCGGCUUGGGAGGGAUGGUGAUGAUGUGGGUUCUGAGAAGGCGACGGCUGAUGUUGGUGGUCUUCGUGAGCUGGACUUGUUUCCCGGCGGAAUGUGCAGUGGCGGUGGCCAGUGACUGCAGCUAUGGUUUGGCCCAAUAAUAAGAUUUGUUCGUCUUUUUUCUUAUAUGGAUGUUUAAUUUACAGCUG
Messenger RNA from Linum tenue, 817 nucleotides. The record is from the annotation of a GenBank genome assembly. Lineage: Eukaryota; Viridiplantae; Streptophyta; Magnoliopsida; Malpighiales; Linaceae.